CCAAUGCUCUAGUUUCUGUUUUGAACAGAGCCAAAAACGACUGAUACUUAGCACUCUCUCUCUCUCUCGGAGAAGGAAAAGUGGAAGAAGAAGAAGAAAGAGACCCACUGAGCAAAACCAAAACGGAUCAAAUAAAAAAAUUUUUCAUAUAUUUAUAUAGAUAAUUGCUCUGCUUCUCUCUGCCCUAGAUCUUCAACACCAUUCAACCUUUCCUUCUUCUUCUUCCACUUCAACUUCCUAUUCUUAGAUUAGAUCUUUCAAUCCUCAGUAUACAACUAUUAGAGAUCUGUCUUCCCAGGUUUUUCCUAGAUAAUCAUUUCAAGAAUUUUUUUUCCUACUGCUUAUUUGGGAGAGUGGACAUUAAUAACAGUAAAGACAUGCAUGACCUUGAGGUAAAGUACUGAUGUGCUUAUAAUAAAUGAAGACAGUGCAGGUGUGGCGUGUAGGCAUGAGUGAUAUGCAGAUCUUGCCAGGGGCUCGCCACCGCCCUCCUUUGAAGAGGCCAAUAUGGAUUAUUGUCUUGGUUUCAAUGGUCAGCCUAUUUCUAGUUUGCGCUUAUGUCUAUCCACCCCAAAGCAGUGCUGCUUGUUAUGUGUUUUCUUCCAGAGGUUGCAAGGCUCUUACUGACUGGCUUCCACCUGCCCCUGAAAGGCAAUAUACAGAUGGAGAAAUUGCUUCUCAGGUUGUGAUUAGGGAAAUUUUGAAUACACCUCCUAUUCAAACAAAAAAUGCUAAAAUUGCUUUCAUGUUCUUGAGCCCUGGUUCAUUACCUUUUGAGAAGCUAUGGGACAAGUUUUUCCAUGGUCACGAAGGCAGAUUCUCUGUUUAUGUGCAUGCAUCCAAGGAAAAACCUGUUCAUGUGAGCCAUUAUUUUGUUAAUAGGGAUGUACGCAGUGACCAGGUGGUGUGGGGAAAAAUUUCAAUGGUUGAUGCAGAGAGACGACUUCUGGCAAAUGCACUUGAAGAUCCUGACAACCAGCAUUUUGUUUUACUUUCUGAUAGUUGUGUGCCAUUGUAUAACUUUGACUAUGUCUACAACUAUCUGAUGUACACAAAUAUCAGCUUUGUUGAUUGCUUUUAUGAUCCUGGACCACAUGGAAAUGGUAGGUAUUCAGAGCACAUGUUACCUGAAAUUGAGAAGAAAGACUUCAGAAAGGGUGCACAGUGGUUCUCACUGAAGCGACAACAUGCUGUGAUUGUUAUGGCUGAUAGCCUGUACUAUUCAAAAUUCCUGGAGUACUGCAAGCCUGGUCUGGAAGGAAAAAAUUGCAUAGCUGAUGAACAUUAUUUGCCAACCUUCUUCCAUUUGGUUGAUCCUGGUGGCAUUGCAAAUUGGUCAGUAACACAUGUAGAUUGGUCUGAGAGAAAGUGGCAUCCAAAAUCUUAUAGGGCAAAAGAUAUUACUUAUGAACUUCUGAAGAAUAUUACGUCGAUUGACCUGAGUAUACAUGUGACAAGUGAUGAAAAGAGGGAAGUGCAGGUACAACCAUGCUUAUGGAAUGGUAUCCAACGGCCAUGCUAUUUAUUUGCUAGGAAAUUCUACCCAGAAGCUAUUGAUAACCUCUUGCAGCUUUUCUCCAACUACAAAACAAUGUGAGCGAGAUAAUUUUGACUCUAAAUUCUUUGGUCGGAUCAACAGUUCCUUUCGACACAGUUCCUUUUGACCCCCCCCCUACUGCAUCUUGGUUUCUUGGUAUAUCUUAAAAAUUUGUAAAUGCACGUCACCGAGGCAUGAAUGUUCCCCGGCACGGUUCGUGUGCAUGGGCAACUAGGAGAGCAGUUAGGGUGACAUGGUAGGGUUGGAGGCUAACAAUUUAGUGUUGCUUCCUUUUGGGGUGGGUGAUAUCGAUGUCCAUUGUUUUCCCUCCAUUUUGGGCUAUUGAUGUUCCACUUUGGGUAUAGAAAAUUUUGGGGCAGAUUUGAUUUAAGUGCAUUUAAUGGUUGGAUCUUUUGUAAAAGUUGAAAAAUGUGGACUGGACUGAAAAAUGCAACACUUGGUGCCACUGUUUUGAAAAUUAUCCAAAGUUGUGUAAAUUGGGGGAAAAAAUUUAUGUGAUUGUAUAUUAACUUUUGGCCAGUUACCACUUUAAAUUUAAAUUUCCUUAGCUUUC
Messenger RNA from Hevea brasiliensis (rubber tree), 2111 nucleotides. Its product is annotated as glycosyltransferase BC10. Gene Ontology annotation, molecular function: glycosyltransferase activity. NCBI's taxonomy places the organism in Eukaryota, Viridiplantae, Streptophyta, Magnoliopsida, Malpighiales, Euphorbiaceae. The transcript has 11 exons. The record is from RefSeq and is a predicted model, not a curated record. Gene Ontology annotation, cellular component: membrane. The coding region runs from base 419 to 1597 and encodes 392 amino acids.